This is a messenger RNA of Talaromyces stipitatus ATCC 10500, 1734 nucleotides long. Its product is annotated as folic acid synthesis protein. The transcript has 5 exons. The record is from RefSeq and is a predicted model, not a curated record. The coding region runs from base 61 to 1734 and encodes 557 amino acids. Gene Ontology annotation, molecular function: dihydropteroate synthase activity; 2-amino-4-hydroxy-6-hydroxymethyldihydropteridine diphosphokinase activity. NCBI's taxonomy places the organism in Eukaryota, Fungi, Ascomycota, Eurotiomycetes, Eurotiales, Trichocomaceae. Gene Ontology annotation, cellular component: mitochondrial envelope. Gene Ontology annotation, biological process: tetrahydrofolate biosynthetic process.
AGAUGAAAUGAUCUGAUCAGAUUGUCGCAAAUUAGCCAACUUGCGUUCCUGGCAUAAGUCAUGGCGACCAGGGCUGUAUAUAGCUUCCACAACCUCACCAAUUAUACAAGACAUAACGGUGCAAUUCGUUCGGCAGCCAGGGCUCGACAGUUUUCAGUAACAAGCGCUAAAGGAUUUCAAUUUAUUACAAAUGGGCCGAGAUCAUUGAAAAAGCGGAUAUUUGCACAAUCACUAUAUGCGCCAAUAAAGACGCAUUCACCGCGAACAUCAACUACGCAACUACAGUCUGCGAGGAACUUUUCCCAAUCCAGGAUGGUGGCUACAGAAGACGAGCGCGACAACGGAAAUGAAAGCAGCAGUCACAAAGCUUACAUUGCCCUAGGCAGCAAUAUAGGUGAUCGCAUUGCGAUGAUAGAGCGAGCCUGCGCCGAAAUGAAUAAGGCGGGGAUCAAGGUCAAACGAACGAGCUCACUUUUUGAGACGGCGCCCAUGUAUGUUCUUGAUCAAGAGCCUUUUUUAAAUGCGGCUUGUGAGGUCGAAACGACUCUUGGACCUAUAGAGUUACUUGAUACCCUGCAAGGCAUUGAAAAUGGUCUAGGACGACAAAAGAUCAUUGACAAGGGUCCACGUAGUAUUGACCUUGAUAUUUUGCUAUAUAACAACGAGACCGUGUCUCAUCCUCGAUUGAAUAUACCGCACAGAUUGAUGCUGGAAAGAGAAUUCGUUCUACGGCCACUCUGCCAACUGAUACCACAUGAGAGAGUCCCCUUACCAGGAACGAAUCUCACAUAUCUAUCUGCUCUUCGAUCUUUACCACCAUCCAAGACAGUCCCAGUCGUGACAAGUCCCCUAUCACCACACAUCCCACCGCUAACCCCUUCCGACCCCCAAAAAAAAACAGUCGUCAUGGCCAUUCUCAAUGUGACACCCGACUCCUUCUCCGACGGCGGGAAACACUACUAUUCAGGCGAAAACUUCAACCCCGAACAACUAACCUCUACAAUCCGUGAAUUCAUCACAGCUGGCGCAACAAUCAUUGAUGUUGGUGGUGAAAGCACACGGCCAAACGCGACUCAACUUACCGCAGAAGAAGAAUUGUCCCGCGUCAUACCCGUCAUCAAACAUAUUCGGUCCCUGCCAGAAGCAGCCAAUGUAGCCAUCAGCAUCGAUACAUACCGGGCACGAGUCGCGGCUGAAGCAUGCCGAGCAGGUGCCGAUAUCAUCAAUGAUGUAUCAGCCGGCACACUGGACCCAAACAUGUUAUCCACCAUGGCCGCAACUGGCAAAUCAGUGAUAUUGAUGCAUAUGCGCGGUACACCAGCGACAAUGAACAAACUAACCAGCUACCCCAACGGCGUCAUCAAGGACGUGGGCACAGAACUCCUAACCCAAAUCCACGUGGCAGAAGAAGCAGGAAUCCCCCGCUGGCGCAUGAUCCUCGACCCGGGUUUAGGAUUCGCAAAAAUAAAAGACCAGAAUGUCGAGUUGUUAAGAAAUCUGACCGCAUUGACUCACGGGAUCGAAGGGUUAGAAAGUUUCCCUUGGCUGAUUGGGACAAGUCGCAAAGCUUAUAUUGGUCAUAUUACUGGCGUUGAGAAGGCGAGUGAGAGGGUUUGGGGUACGGCGGCGGCUGUUACAGCUAGUGUUCAGCAAGGGGCUGAUAUUGUGAGGGUGCAUGAUGUUAAAGAGAUGGGUCAGGUUGUUAAGAUGGCAGAUGCUAUUUACCGGUCAUGA